UGAAAUGGUUGUUUCAUGUGUUUGCCUUUUUAUCUUUUCUCAGUUGACACUGCCAAAAAGGAUAUCGUAUUCCUUCUGGAUGGUUCUGAUGGCACAAGGAAUGCCUUCCCUGCCAUGCUUGAUUUUGUUGAGAAAGUGGUGCAGAAACUGAAAGUGGGCGCAAACAAAGACCGUGUGUCUGUGGUCCAGUACAGCAGUGAUGCAGAGGCCCAUUUCCAUCUGAACACAUACACCACAAAAGAGGAUAUUGUGGAUUCAGUCAGGGGGCUGAGACACAGAGGAGGUAGCCCCCUUAACACUGGGGCAGCCCUCCAGUACGCCAGGGACAAUGUCUUUACAAGCUCCUCUGGGAGUAGACGGCUGCAAGGUGUCCCACAGAUGUUGAUCCUACUCAAUGGCGGAAGGUCUUUUGACAGUGUUGAGGCCCCAGCCUCUGCUCUUAAAAAGCAGGGCAUCUUUGUGAUUGGCAUUGGCGCAAGGGGCUCUGAUGUCGGGGAGCUGCAGAAGAUAUCAUAUGACCCUAGUGUUGCUCUAAAAGUGUCUGAGUUCACCGACCUCCCCAGUGUCCAAGAACAGCUCUCCUCUGUAAUGAGCACAGUGCUAGUAAGGGCCACGGCCAUGACACCAACAGUAACUGGUAAGAAAGUGACUUAUUUAUGCAAAGAUGUAAAGUGAAGAUAAUUGCAAUCCAUCACCCAUUGUCUCCCUCUUUAUCAUCCACACGAGGGUUGCGGGGUUGCUAGUGCCAAUCCC
Solea solea (common sole) is the source of this 753-nucleotide messenger RNA. Its product is annotated as collagen alpha-3(VI) chain-like. The record is from RefSeq and is a predicted model, not a curated record. NCBI's taxonomy places the organism in Eukaryota, Metazoa, Chordata, Actinopteri, Pleuronectiformes, Soleidae. The coding region runs from base 16 to 675 and encodes 219 amino acids. The transcript has a single exon.